Molecule: messenger RNA, 1747 nt
Organism: Fusarium redolens
Lineage: Eukaryota; Fungi; Ascomycota; Sordariomycetes; Hypocreales; Nectriaceae
Exons: 2
Coding region: 1-1317 (438 amino acids)
Source: RefSeq, a predicted model, not a curated record
AUGGCUACCCAAGCCCAAUCCUCUAGUAGCUGUUCUGCUGUUCUCACAGUCACUGUUGAAGGCACUCAGCUUGACAUCAGAGCAGCCUCGAGAGAACAGCCCGAUGCUCUCCGCACGGCACUGAUCAAGGCCCUGGGUUUGGUAAAGCUCUCUCCUUCAGACUUUACUCUCCUUCAGCUUCAGGAGAAAUUCCGCGUCUCUCUCGAAGGCGCGCGAUCGAGAACACCGGAUCGCCUGUCCGCAGUCGUCUAUUCAUGCAAACGAGGCACCAUUCAAGAGACACUAUGGGAGGCCCAGGUCUGGCGCUACGGCGGGACGCAGCUUGUCGAUGCUGUUCACAGUGCCAUCGGUAGUGUCUCUCUAGAUGGUAAGCAAUCCUCCGACACCAUGGCGCUUCAUCUAUUAGAAGUCGGGGGACAACCUGCUGUCACUGCUUUCCACCUCAUGAACUGCCCUGCGAACCUGGAAGAGUUUGGGAAGGUGAAGGACAAGUUCUUUGCCUACGGCGGCACAUUCGCGCUGGCAGCAUGUGCCGUUGCGAUAUCUGACAAUGUCCAAGUCAUGGCCUUACUUGAGGGGUUGCCGCCAAACCACAAGAGGGAAUUGGUCGCGCAUCUGUUCUGCGUGAGGCCACACAGUGAUUUCUUCUGCAUCGUCCAGGUCGUCUUCACAUCAAAGGAACGCCCACAAACGAAGAGAUGCCGUAUCGGACCUGCCCCCCGCAAACCCAGGAAUCGAGACGGAGAACGAGCCGCCACCACGAUAGAGGAGGACGAGCAGCCGUGCAAGAGACGAGCAAGGAGGCCCUUGACGCAGCACGCCACUGACAUGGCUUGCCAGCAUGUGCUACCCCAAACUUCACCGACGGCCAGGCGUGAGAAUCCCAACGAACCGGCAACCGUUGGUGACUCUUCGCCAUCAUACUCGCAUGGAGCCGGAGGAACGGGCAGUUGCCAGACCUUUAGCAAGAGGAUAGAUCCUGCAGGUUCUUGUUCCGGUGAUGAAAAACACCACUUCUUCAGCGCCGACCUCAAUGCGGGCAGGCCCAUCGAUCUCCUGUUUGUCUCCCGGUCUGGUCAAGAUACCGUUGAAGUAGAAGGCGGAUGGUCCUCGUUGAGAGAUGAGUAUGAUGUUGCCGGGGAACGUUUCGCGUGGCGUGGGCUCGAGGGUACCGACGAAUGGGCCGCGACACCGAAAGACAAAGGCUAUCUUUCCAGUCGUCUACCAGAGCGACUCAUCAGCAAUAUGAACGAUCGCGCACUCGAUACUCAAGUUCAGAGCUCACCUCGAUUCUGCUGGCCUUUAUCAAGCCAAUGAUCCUCUCCCUUCGACCUGGGUGUUUGCACUGCUCUACGGUGCUGCCUUGAUACGACGCCCAAUCGUUGUCGCCCAGCCCAACAAGCCAGCCUGCGAGGUUGCCUGCUUGCUCCAGAGGGUCGUCGCUAUAGGUACCGGCACUCAUGGGGUCUAGAACGUCAGCUUGCUCGUGGAUUAGCGCUCUCUAUUUGGCAUGUGCUACCUACACUUGAAUGAUGACCGGAGGUCGAAAUUCUAUGCCUUUUUACCACGCUGAACCCCCCGCACAUUUCACCGACAUCCAACCUUCAAUCACUUAUGGUGGGCACUAAAGCCGUAGAUUACCCGGUGGCUUUUUAUGAGGGUGGGGGGACGGACUGGGAGGGACUGUAUAACCGUGGCAUUGCCAGAUUGGGGGUUUGAGGGGCUUCAACGGUGAAGUGGGGAACGA